CAGCGAAAGUCUGAGGACCGGAUUGUAAUCCUCCGACCUCCCGGGGGGACAGACACACACAGUGGGAUGGACAGGUCCAACUCGUCGCUCUCGGAUUUUACGUAUUGGACUGGAUGAGGGACUGAUGGACCGAACAACACGUGUCUGCCCCAUAAACGUGGCACGCGCGAACUGACUGAACAUCAUAAGUAAAAAAAGACGGUUUAAUGGAAAUAUGUAUGACGGAGCUGCUCAUCCUCAGGAAACAGAAAUGGUGCAAAAACUUCUGCUCCACAUUGCUUUAGCAGCAAGCCUCCUCUCAACGCAGCUGUCUGGUGCCACAGCUACAAAAAUAAAAGAACAAGACUUUUCAUCUGUUGAAGUGAAGAACAACUCAGGUGUGACCCCAGCUGGAAAGUGUGGCACCUGGUUAAAGGAGCCUGAUGGAGGGUGUUUCACCUCACCCAACUACCCUGAGAAGUACCCACCUGAGAGGGAGUGUGUCUACAUAAUAGAAGCAUCUCCUCGACAGAUCAUCGACUUAUUCUUCGAAGAGAAGUACUCCAUCGAACCUUCCUGGGAGUGCAAGUUUGACCACAUCGAGGUACGGGAUGGGCCGUUUGGUUUCUCGCCCAUCAUUGGCCGCUACUGUGGGCUGGAAAGUCCUGCGUACGUCCGGUCCAGCGGGAGGUACCUGUACAUCAAGUUUGUGGCUGAUGGUGAACUGGAGGCCAUUGGUUUCUCGGCCAGGUAUAACUUCACACAAGAUCCCGAGUUCAAAGGGCUUGGAGCACUGCCAGCUCUGCCAUUCUGUAAUUUUGAGCUGAGCAGUCCAGAUGGCAUCAUAGAGUCGGUACAGAUAGCGAGGGAUGCCAAUGUCCUGCAGACGGAGGCUGUGGACUGCAGGUGGUACAUCAAGGCUCCUCCCAGAGCUAAGAUCUACUUGCGCUUUCUGGAGUACGAGAUGCACAACUCGAAUGAGUGCAAGCGUAACUUUGUUGCCAUCUACGACGGCAGCAGUUCGGUCGAGCACCUGAAGAAUAAGUUCUGCUCCACGGUGGCCAACGAUGUCAUGCUGGUGUCCUCCGUGGGCGUGGUUAGGCUGUGGGCAGACGAGGGGAGCAGAAAAAGCAAAUUCAGGAUCCUCUUCACAACUUUCCACUCCCCUCCGUGUGAAAGCGACACUUUCUUUUGCCAUAGCAACAUGUGCAUCAACCACACUCUGGUCUGCAACGGCAUUCAGAACUGUGUUUACCCCUGGGAUGAAAAUCACUGUAAAGAGCAGAGGAAAGCAAGCAUCCUGGACACGCUGGAUAACACUAACAUCGCCAUCAUUGCAGUGACUUGUGGUCUGGUUGUCAUCUUGCUCAUCAUCUCUUGCAUUAUCCAGAUCAAACAGCCUCGAAAGAAAUACAUUAUCCGCAGGGAUGACUUUGACCCUGCACUCCUCCAUCCCGGUUUUGAGCCUCCACACUACGAGCUCUGUACUCUGCGCCGUGACCCCUCCGGCGACCUGACCGACGCUGCACUGGCUGAGGACUUUGAGAAGUUCCACAAGCUCCGCCGCUCAUCAAGCAAAUGCAUUCGCGACCACCAUUGUGGCUCCCAGCAGGGGAGCAUGCACGGCAGUGUACAUGGAAGCCGCAGCAACCUAAGCAUGAGGGAUGGCAACAUUGCGGGUGACGGGGGGGCUCAUGUGCCGCCAUUGCCGCCAGUGAUGCCAAGCCAACAGUCGCCGCGCCUCUCCCACCACACCACCCCUGCAGGUCAACGUAGCAUCCUAGUGAUGAAGCAUAGCUACUCUCAGGACGGGGCAGACAGGUACCGACCGGAGGAGGAGGAUGAGUUGAUGAUGAAUGAUGGUCCCACCACCAGCCAGCACCACAUGCACCAUCAUCACACCCACCAUGGCAUGUCAGGGCUGGAUCACACUGUCCACCGUACACUGUCUAAUGACUUUUGAAUGUAAGGCAACAUGGAUAUAAAGAAAAUGGAAAAGAAUAAACACGACACAAAUAGGACUAUAUGAAAGGGUUAAAUAACAGGGAUUAACUGAUAAAUAAGUAAGAGAUGAUCACCUUCCUUUUUUUUGUGGUUAAAACCCCUCAAUUUUAAUUUCCCUUUAAAAUUUUUGUUUCAGUUUAUUUGUUCAAACGAAUGUUGACCAUUACAGAUAACAGAUGUUCAGUUUAUGUUAUUAUUAAAUUGUAUGAAACAGGAAUUCAGUACAUUGUGAAACAAACCUUCUUCAGUGAAAAUAAUCCUUUAGCCAAAAAACUGUAGGGGCAACCGAUGCACAUGUUGAAUGUUGCUCUGCUAUGACGAUAAGACUCUGUGCAUAAUAGUGGCCCUGAAGAAGACUGAUGUAUUUCACAGGCUAGAAUCAAAUCAUUAAUAUGUGCAUGCACUGACACAUUUUUCACCCAUUUUUCUCUUCCUUGUUUAGUUUGAAGUUUCAUCUCUGGUUAGAUUUUUUUUUAUGUGUGCAUCAUAUUCAGAGCUAGUUUGUGAAUGAAUGAUGCAUUGCAGUUUCCUAUCAGCUUGGAUGUAGUUCUUCUGUAAUUCACAUUUAUAAAUAAUUUCAUCAAAAUGCAUCUAGAUUUAUUUUAAGGACAGCAUAUAAUGGAGAAAUAUAAGUCAGCACACAUAGAUAUAUUUUCAUGUUAAGGGCAUGAAAGAAAUCAGGCUUAAUUUCAUUAAUUUAUAGGAAAACUUGGAGCUCUUAUUUUCUGUUGCUUGGUGAAUGGUUUCAUUAUUUAAUUAUGCAUUUUGUGUUUGUUUUGGAGUAUUUUCUGAUUUGUAUUAAUGUGUGUCAGUUUUUCACUCAUUUUCCCCAUCCCACGUUUUAUUUAUGUGGAUUCUCUAUUUAUUUGUGUCAUUAAAUAUUGUUUUUCUUUCCCCUUAA
Messenger RNA from Platichthys flesus (European flounder), 2884 nucleotides. RefSeq names its product neuropilin and tolloid-like protein 1. Gene Ontology annotation, molecular function: protein binding. The coding region runs from base 215 to 1942 and encodes 575 amino acids. The record is from RefSeq and is a predicted model, not a curated record. NCBI's taxonomy places the organism in Eukaryota, Metazoa, Chordata, Actinopteri, Pleuronectiformes, Pleuronectidae. The transcript has 10 exons.